AGCUGAGGGAGGCAGGACACAGAAAUCUGUCCAAACCAUCGCCCCUCCACCAUCCAUCUGCUCUGUCUCCACUGCCUACUGUGCUCCUGGCUGCUAACACUGUAUGACUAGUUGGUUGUAUAGUGGCACCCCUGUAACCCGCUAUGUGGGGAUAUAGACAGUCUGUGCUCCCCUGGCUUCUAUUCACAACAGCGGUGAUGGCAAACAGCAAGAUAUUCGGAGAUACAGACCAUGUGCGGAUGAUUUCAGAAGGCUCAGACUGUCGCUGCAAAUGCAUCAUGAGACCCUUGAGCAAAGAGGCCUGCGCCCGUAUUAAAGAUGGAAAAAUGCAAGUGGAAGAUUACUAUGCAGUCGAGACAGUGAGUUCAGGAUCAGACUGCAAGUGUUCCUGUACUGCACCCCCCUCAUCUCUCAACCCUUGUGAAAAUGAAUGGAAAAUGGAGAAAAUAAAGAAACAGGCCCCUGAGUUAUUUAAGCUGCAGUCUAUGGUUGACUUAUUGGAAGCAACUUUGUACAGCAUGGAUCUUAUGAAAGUACAUUCCUACAUCAACAAAGUUGUGUCACAGAUGAACACUCUGGAAGAGACCAUCAAAACGAAUUUAACUCGUGAAAAUGACUUCAUGAAGGAGAGUGUGAUAAACCUUUCCAAUCAAAUGAAGAAAUAUGAUAACUAUUCUGAUAUUAUGAUGAGUAUCAAGAAGGAGAUCUCCAAUUUGGGAUAUCAACUGCUUCAAAAGGAUGCACCAGAAAACAAAGUGCAGGACACAGCUGGAACAAAAGAAAUCAAGCAUUCAACUGGCAAGAAAAACUCCGGGGAGAAAUUACUGUCUAAAGUGACAAAGGAGAAAGUUCAAAAAUCCAAGAAAGAGAGUAGCAAAGCCAAACCAGCUUUGUCUCAACCAACCCAGAGACCUAGAGCACCUAUACUGCAACAGCACCCUGUAGUUAUUCGAGGGGUCACCUAUUAUAAGGCAGGAAGACAUGAAGGGGCUGAAAGCAUGCCAAACAAUAGAGAAAACAUUGGAAGGUUGACAAUACGAGGAGAAAAACAAGAUAGCAAAACAGAGGGAGACAUCAGAGAAAUCGUUCAAGAGGAUAAGACUAUAGAGAUGACUGCAGCAACCACUACCACCUCCACAACACCUGCUACAACAACCACUAGAACCAAAAGUACCACAACAACAGCUAAAACUACCACUACUGAAUAUGUACCAGCAACAGUUUUAUCCACAGAUCUUGGACCUGAAGUAGGCAACAAUAAUAAAGUCAGGGAAGGCGCAUGUGAGAGCACCAUUGCUUCAGUUGAGGCACCAAAAAAGCAUCACAGUUACGGCCGCAAUGAAGGUGCCUGGAUGAAAGACCCUGCAGCAAAGGAUGACAGAAUCUACAUCACCAAUUAUUACUAUGGCAAUAAUCUAGUGGAGUUUAGAAACCUAGACAAUUUUAAACAAGGUCGAUGGAGCAACUUGUACAAGGUCCCUUACAAUUGGAUUGGUACAGGGCAUGUUGUAUAUCAAGGAGCCUUUUACUACAACAGAGCUUUUACAAAAAACAUUAUCAAGUAUGAUUUGAAGCAGCGUUUUGUAGCAGCCUGGACACUCCUCCACGAUGUGGUAUAUGAAGACACCACUCCAUGGAAGUGGAGAGGUCAUUCUGAUAUUGACUUUGCUAUUGAUGAAAGUGGCCUCUGGGUCAUUUACCCAUUUGUGGACUACGAUUAUGCUCAACAAGAAGUCAUUGUCAUCAGCAAACUUGACCCCAAUGAUUUAUCUACAAAGAAGGAGACAACAUGGAAGACUGGCCUGAAACGGAAUUCCUAUGGAAACUGCUUUAUUGUUUGUGGAAUUCUGUAUGCUGUGGAUGUGUAUAACCAAAAAGAAGGGCAAAUUUCUUAUGCUUACGAUACUCACACAGAUACCGAAGCAGAUCCAAAGUUGCCUUUCAUUAAUGAAUAUGCCUUUACAACACAGAUUGACUACAAUCCUAAAGAGAAAGUACUAUAUGCUUGGGACAAUGGGCACCAGUUGACAUACAAAGUGAACUUUGUUGACUGAUUGGAUUGAUAGCUUGUUAAAACAUAGAUCAAGCCUAUGCAAAGAGUGCACUUUUAAGAAUCAAUUAAAACAAGUUGCUUGGGGAGUAACUAAAGUAUUAUACUGGGAGUCAGAUGAGGUUUAGCUAUGAAAAGUUUAAUGGUUCAGUAACAUGGUAUGUGACUAAUGCCUUGUCAUGAAACUAAACAAUACUUUGGAUGUGUGAAUGGACAUGGAAUGAAUGCCCCAUAGUACAAUACAAAGUCUAUUUAAUUGUCAGCCUUUUGACAUCCUAUAUUUUUUUAGCUUACCCUGAUGAAAGCAGUUGAACAGAUGUAACACUUGGGAUCAACUAUGCAUUUAAAGGACCACCAAAGUCACCCCCCGCCAUUUUAUUAGCUAUUAGCCUUUAAGUGAUUGUAUUGGUAAAGUGAAGUUUAAGUGCAGUGUUUUGUGUUUUAUCCAUUUUUAUUCACUAAGGGACCUAUUUAUAAAAUAUUCAUCGGAUGUCACAGAAAUUCCUCCAGGUCGCAUGACUUUUCCCCAUAUAUUCACUAACACCAUAGCCUUCUAUGAUCAGCUUCAUCUAGUAGCCAAAAUUCAGUAUAUUUUUCUGAAUUACCGCAAGAAAAAAAAAUGCAUUUUGGCCACUAAAUAAAGCUAGGAAGUCAUAGUAUUACAGAAAAUAUGAUUAAAAUGUAUGCAGCUUGGACAAAUGCUUUUGACAUUCUUCCAACAAAUGUUUUAUAAAUAGACCCAUAGGUGUACAUAAAGCUGAUCAUGUAAUAUAUUUAGGUUUGAAAAUAUUUGAAUUAUUUUCCAAUUAGAAUGGGUAGCCUAUUUUUUGGUUUUUUUUAAAAACCUUUCCUGAGAGAAAUCAGUAGGCUGCAAUUUCUAGCUUCUCAUUCUUCAUACUGUAUCGGUUGACAUUUUGACUGAUUGUGGCAUCGGUACUUUGAGUCACAAACCCAGAACAAGUAUGCAGAUAAAGGGGCAGAUCCACGUACCUUUGCGCCGGGUGCAGC
Messenger RNA from Rana temporaria (common frog), 3058 nucleotides. RefSeq names its product olfactomedin like 2A (gene OLFML2A). The transcript has 8 exons. The coding region runs from base 144 to 2054 and encodes 636 amino acids. The record is from RefSeq and is a predicted model, not a curated record. Gene Ontology annotation, biological process: signal transduction. Lineage: Eukaryota; Metazoa; Chordata; Amphibia; Anura; Ranidae.